This is a messenger RNA of Dipodomys ordii (Ord's kangaroo rat), 1377 nucleotides long. Its product is annotated as tubulin beta chain-like. Gene Ontology annotation, molecular function: GTPase activity; GTP binding; structural constituent of cytoskeleton. Gene Ontology annotation, cellular component: microtubule; cytoplasm. Gene Ontology annotation, biological process: microtubule cytoskeleton organization; mitotic cell cycle. Bases 1 to 1377 code for a protein of 458 amino acids. The transcript has 6 exons. Lineage: Eukaryota; Metazoa; Chordata; Mammalia; Rodentia; Heteromyidae. The record is from RefSeq and is a predicted model, not a curated record.
AUGAGGGAGAUUGUGUACAUACAGGCAGGCCAGUGUGGCAACCAGAUUGGCACAAAGUUUUGGGAAAUGCUAAGCGAUGAGCACAAUAUUGACUGCACUGGCAACUACUAUGGAGACAGCCAUUUACAGCUACAGAGAAUCGAGGUGUAUUACGAUGAGGCAGCUGGGGGCAACAAAUAUGUUCCUUGGGCCAUCAUGGUAGACCUAGAGCCUGGCACCUUAGAUUCAGUGAGAUCAGGACGAUUUGGCCAGAGCUUUAGGCCAGACAACUUCACGUAUGGCCAGAUUGGGUCAGGCAAUAACUGGGCCAAGGGCCACUACACAGAGGGAGCCGAGAUGGUGGAAUCCGUGCUGGAUGUGGUACGGCGGGAGUCAGAAAGGUGUGACUGUCUCCAGGGUUUCCAGCUGGCCCAUUCCCUGGGAGGUGGCACCGGGUCAGGCAUAGGCACCCUGAUUCUCAACAAGAUCCUAGAGGAGUACCCAGACCACAUCAUGAACACCUUCAGUGUCAUGCCCUCCCCCAAGGUGUCAGACACCGUGAUUGAACCCUACAAUGUGAUCUUGUCUCUCCACCAGUUGGUGGGAAAUGCAAAUGAGACUUUCUGCAUUGACAACGAGGCUCUGUAUGACAUCUGCUCCCACACCCUGAAGCUGCCCACACCCACCUAUGGAGACCUGAACCACCUGGUGUCAGCCAUCAUGAGCGGGGUCACCACAUGCUUGUGCUUCCCCGGCCAGCUGAAUGCAGACCUGCGCAAGCUGGCCACGAAUUUCGUGCCCUUCCCCCGCCUACACUUCUUCAUGCCUGGCUUUGCACCCCUGACCAGCCACGCUAGCCAGCAGUACCAUGCUCUCUCAGUGCCUGAGCUUACCCACCAGAUGUUUGACGCCAAGAACAUGAUGGUCUCCUGUGAUCCCCACCAUGGCCGCUAUCUGACAGCGGCUGCCAUCUUCCGAGACCGCAUGUCCAUGAAGGAGGUAGAUGAGCAGAUGCUCAACAUGCAGAACAAGAACAGCAGCUACUUUGCAGACUGGAUUCCCAACAAUGUGAAGACAGCUGUGUGUGACAUCCCCCCGCGUGGCCUCAUGAUGUCGGCCACCUUCAUCGGCAACAACACUGCCAUCCAAGAACCCUUCAAGCAGUUGUCCCAACAAUUUAGAACCAUGCUCCAGCGCAAGGCAUUCUUGCACUGGUACAUGGCCGAGGGGAUGGAUGAGAUGGAGUUCACUGAGGCUGAGAGCAAUAUAGAUGACCUGCCACCAGCCUUCAGCAAUGCCAGGUUACCAACACUUUUCAACCAUGCCAUUCUGACCUGCCAGAGCCUGCGGGCAACGAAAGGAAAUCCUGACUUAGGGGGCAAUGAUGCGGAAAAAUAA